AUGCCUGUUCCAUCUCUGGAGCGUUCGGCUAAAAGACGACGAGAACAUUUCGACUCUGAAUCGCAAUCUGCUUCUGGAACAGACAAUCUCCAAAAGCCAGCCAGUCUAAAAAAACGGCGCGGAAUCAAAGAGGCACCGGUGACUAGAAAUAUUCCCCUUGUUAGUGAGAUGAAACGGAUUUUGGAUGAAAAUCCCUCUCUAGCUUCGUCGGCCAUAGAGCUUCUUUAUCUCUAUCUUUGUCUAUGGGAUUGCUAUAUUGUCAAGUCCGCCCAGAAGAUACGGCUGGAAGAGGAAUACCGAGUGCUCCGGGACUCCAAUGCAUGGCUCGCACAGGAGAACAGCCAGUUGCACCAGGCUUGCGCCAAUCGCGAGUUGCUAUUAUGGGACCGCCUAGAGGCAUUUAACUCCCUAGGGCGGGGCAUAAUCGCGGUACUUCAGAGCAGCGAGCCUUUCCCGUCCGACAUAAUGAUGCAGAAGUAA
This is a messenger RNA of Penicillium oxalicum, 480 nucleotides long. RefSeq lists its product as uncharacterized. The coding region runs from base 1 to 480 and encodes 159 amino acids. The record is from RefSeq and is a predicted model, not a curated record. Lineage: Eukaryota; Fungi; Ascomycota; Eurotiomycetes; Eurotiales; Aspergillaceae. The transcript has 2 exons.